Messenger RNA from Notothenia coriiceps (black rockcod), 1281 nucleotides. RefSeq lists its product as uncharacterized. Bases 37 to 1281 code for a protein of 414 amino acids. Gene Ontology annotation, cellular component: cytosol. Gene Ontology annotation, molecular function: phosphatidylinositol-3,5-bisphosphate binding; phosphatidylinositol-4-phosphate binding; phosphatidylinositol-5-phosphate binding. Lineage: Eukaryota; Metazoa; Chordata; Actinopteri; Perciformes; Nototheniidae. The record is from RefSeq and is a predicted model, not a curated record. The transcript has 5 exons.
AGCAGGAAAUACCCCUGCCAGGCCACUCACCCCAACAUGCGGACGUAUUAUUUCUGCACUGACACAGCCAAAGAGAUGGAGUCGUGGAUGAAAGUCAUGACGGAUGCUGCGCUGGUCCACAGUGAACCCGUCAGAAGGCAGGACAAGCUGAAAGUAGAUCAGCGAACCCCUCAGGAGUUGAACAACCUUCUCAACCACAGAGUCCUGACCCGGCCUGAGAUCCAGAACAACGAGCGGAACCGCGAGCCUGUGAGACAACACUCUCUAUCUCAAGCAGACGACAAACGCCAAAAAGACCUAGAGAAACACAACGGCCAGAGGGAGUACUACACCUUACAAAGAGAAGGAGAGAGGUACUCUCUGAAGAAAGACGGUAUGAGCUACAUGCUUGAGAAAGACGGAGAGAGGUAUUUCCUCCAGAAGGAUGGAGAGAAGUACAUGCUGCGAAAAGACGGGGAGAAAUUCUUGUUGCAGAAAGAUGGAGAGGUGUGUGCAAUCCACAAAGACCUGGAGAAGUAUGCUGUUCAAAACAUGGAUGGAAGGUGCACCGUGAAGGAGGAGAAAUACGCUCUGUGUAAAGAUGCAGAGAAGUACCUGCUCACCAAGGAGAGAGAAAAAUACGCACUGCAAAAAAUAGGCGACCGACACACACUCCAAAAAGAUGGACAUAAAUAUGUUCCCCAGAAGGAAGUUAGGAGACAGUUGUCCUUAAAGGAGACAGGGAGGUACGACAUGAUGAGGGAGAUGGAGAACAAAUAUGGCACUAUACAAGUUGUGGACAAAUACGGCACCCUGAAAGAAGUGAAGAAAUACAGUACGCUGCGAGAGGGGGAUAGAUAUGCUACUCUGAGAGAUGCGGGGAAGUAUGCUACGGUGCGUGGGGGGGAUAGGUAUGGCUUCCAGAGAGACCCGAGUGCAGAGAGGGCUCUGACUAAGAUCAGCAGCCUCCAGCUGCAGCCGGCCCAGGCGGCCGCCAUCGCAGCGGCCGUGUCCGCGUCCCGCCAGAGCCACGCCCACCUCAGUGUCCACGGCCCCCCACAGCCCAACGGCCCGGGGCCCGCAGCGGCGGGGCACUCUGGGGUCUGCAGCCUCUCAGAGGGGGAUAGCAGCCUGGCCAUGGCUCCAGGAACGUCCCCUGUUCCAGUCCAGGAGCCGGAGCGGGGCCUGUCCAGAACCAACUCCAUGCAGCAGCUGGAACACUGGGUCCGCACGCAGAAGACCAGAGGACUGGACGAAGACACCAGGAGCUAUCAGAACACAGGAUUAGAACAGGCCAGUUAA